AUGCGGAGUUUUCUUUCUGGUGCCCUUCUGGCCCUACUCGCCAGUACCAAGACCUCGGCAUAUCCAGCUACCGCUAUCUCGCCCGGGGCUGUUUGCACCGGAACAUUCAGUGCAAUCUCGGCUUCCGAUUUUGUGUCUAAUCUGCAUCCAGGUUGGAACUUGGGAAACACACUCGACGCUAUUCCCGACGAGGGAUCCUGGAACAAUGUACCCGUUGUUGCAUCUACAUUCGAUACCGUGAAGAGCGCCGGCUUCAAGACCUGGUUGCAGCGGGUCUCAGAUGUAGUUGAUAUGAUCGUGGCUCGAGGGUUCUACGCCAUUGUUAAUGUGCAUCACGACUCGUGGGCUUGGGCUGAUGUUACUCAGUCUGGAGCUAAUCUCACCAUGAUUGAAGAGAGGUUUUACCGACUAUGGUACCAAAUUGGAACCAAAUUGGCCUGCAAAUCGAGUCUCGUUGCGUUUGAGUCAAUCAACGAACCUCCGUGCAAUACUGAAGCUGAUGCUGCAGAGAUAAACAAACUGAACAGGAUCUUUCUCCAAGCUAUCAAUGAUGCUGGUGGUUUCAAUCCGGAAAGAGUCGUUACUCUGGUAGGGGGUGGUGAGGAUAGCAUUAAGACCUCCGAGUGGUUCGUUGCACCUUCGGGCUUUCCGAAUCCAUAUGCUAUCCAGUUCCACUACUACAGUCCAUAUGACUUCAUCUUCAGUGCUUGGGGAAAGACGAUCUGGGGCUCUGACGAUGACAAAUCGGCUUUACAGUCUGACUUCCAGCUGCUGCGCGACAAUUUCACCGACGUGCCUCUGAUCUUGGGUGAAUACGAUGCUUCACCUACCAACACCGAGCCUGCUGCCAGGUGGAAGUACGUAGACUUCUUGGUAAAGACUGCAGCCAGUUUUGAUAUCUCCUGCGUGCUGUGGGACAACGGCUUGGACCAUCUGGAUCGAACUGCCGGAACCUGGCGUGACCCUAACUCAAUCUCCAUGAUCACCAAUUCGAAUGAGUCUACGACCAACAGCUUGCCUGGUAGUACCGAAGAUGGUUCUGCAACCACCCAGUCAUCCUCGGCUUAUAUUUUCCAUCAGUAUGGAACAGAUGUCACAGAGCAGAGUCUUCCGUUCGUCUUCAAUAGUAACACUCUUUCGUCAAUCAGUGACUCGACGGGUUCGAAGUUGUCAUUAGGGACGGACUAUUCGGUCUCGGGUGAGAAUAUCAUCUUCACGGCUGCAUACCUGUCAAAGCAUCUUUCGUCCACGACGGCACCAGGUAUCGUUGCCAGUUUGACUUUGCAAUUCUCAGGUGGCGAUUCAUCUCCGGUCAUUCAAAUUGUUCAGUGGACGCCACCGACUCUGUCGUCCACGUCGGUAGCAGCCUCGUCCGUCUCUGGCUCUGACCUCUCAAUCCCCAUCACAUGGGGUGGGCUACCUACUGUCGCUGCAGUCAAGGCUUUGACUGAGAGUGGGAUAUACUUGUUUGAUGACUGGACGGUAUACCUGGGCCCUAUCCAGCAAGCAAGGGCCACCUAUAGCAGUCACUAUAACUGGGAUGCCUCCCAUGUGAUUAUCACUUCAUCGGCUAUUAGCUCUGUCAUCUCUGCUGGCGAAUCGAGCGUGUUCACAUUCGAGUUCUAUCCGCGGGAUAAUGGGGUGGUUAAUGGUGUCAACUUCACGUUGACUGUCUAA
This is a messenger RNA of Penicillium bovifimosum, 1677 nucleotides long. RefSeq names its product putative extracellular endoglucanase. NCBI's taxonomy places the organism in Eukaryota, Fungi, Ascomycota, Eurotiomycetes, Eurotiales, Aspergillaceae. Gene Ontology annotation, molecular function: beta-glucosidase activity. Gene Ontology annotation, biological process: glucan catabolic process. Gene Ontology annotation, cellular component: extracellular region; cell surface. The transcript has 6 exons. The coding region runs from base 1 to 1677 and encodes 558 amino acids. The record is from RefSeq and is a predicted model, not a curated record.